Molecule: messenger RNA, 1249 nt
Organism: Amborella trichopoda
Lineage: Eukaryota; Viridiplantae; Streptophyta; Magnoliopsida; Amborellales; Amborellaceae
Product: proteasome subunit beta type-5
Cellular component (GO): cytoplasm; proteasome core complex
Molecular function (GO): threonine-type endopeptidase activity
Source: RefSeq, a predicted model, not a curated record
CUUCCUCCCUCUCUCUCGUCCCUUUCUCUCUCUCUAAAUUUGCUUAUCUUUUUCUACACGUUUACCUCUUCGACGCUAUCUGAGAGGGCAAUCCUCAAAACUAAUAUUUACUAAAUAGUUUUUAGAGGGGGAUCUCGUUUUUGUGUCUUCUUUCUACAUUUUUUUUCUGGAAUCGAGGGUUUCAAGCUUUUUGGUCUAGGUUCUUCAAUACCACUGAAAGGCAUCAGAAUCAGGAUUAAACAUGAGACUUGACACGAGUGGUCUUAAUUCUUUGGCUCCAGCACAUGUGGUAAAUGAUGAACUUUGUGAAGGAUUUAUGUCACUGCCGUCAUUCCAGCUUCCUAACAGUGCGGAUUUUGAUACUUUCCAGAAGAAAGCAGUGCAGAUGGUCAAACCUGCAAAGGGGACGACAACUCUUGCAUUUAUAUUUAAAGAAGGAGUGAUGGUUGCAGCUGAUUCUCGAGCUAGCAUGGGAGGAUACAUUUCAUCACAAUCUGUGAAGAAAAUCAUAGAAAUCAAUCCUUACUUAAUUGGGACUUUGGCUGGAGGGGCUGCUGAUUGUCAGUUUUGGCAUAGGAACUUGGGUAUUAAGUGCCGUCUUCAUGAGUUGGCAAACAAGCGACGGAUCUCAGUUACAGGAGCUUCAAAACUACUGGCUAAUAUUCUCUACUCAUACCGGGGAAUGGGCCUAUCUGUUGGCACCAUGAUUGCUGGAUGGGAUGAAACGGGGCCUGGUUUGUAUUAUGUUGACAGUGAAGGAGGACGGCUCAAAGGAACGCGUUUUUCUGUUGGGUCAGGUUCACCAUAUGCAUAUGGUGUAUUGGAUAGCGGGUAUCGAUAUGAUAUGUCAUGUGAAGAAGCUGCUGAAUUGGCACGCCGAUCUAUAUAUCAUGCCACAUUUCGUGAUGGGGCCAGUGGUGGUGUUGCUAGCGUUUAUUAUGUGGGACCCAAUGGUUGGAAGAAGCUUUCAGGCGAUGAUGUUGGGGAGCUACAUUACAAGUACUAUCCAGUGCCAAAGGGCAAUGUGGAACAAGAGAUGGUUGAAGCCUCUAGCUGAGAUUCCAUAUAAAAAUUAUGGACUUGUUAUUUAUGUCCUCCGCUCUUUUGCAGGAGGGUCAGUUGGGCCUAUUUGUUUUCAAAUCUGGUACUUUGUAUGUCCAUGAAGUGUGAAACUGUGAAAACCCGCCCCAUUUCUACAUCAUUUGGACCUUAGUAUACAAUAGUCACAAUAUUUUUUUCCUUUCUUUUU